Molecule: messenger RNA, 3999 nt
Organism: Amblyraja radiata (thorny skate)
Lineage: Eukaryota; Metazoa; Chordata; Chondrichthyes; Rajiformes; Rajidae
Gene: hacd2
Product: 3-hydroxyacyl-CoA dehydratase 2
Exons: 7
Coding region: 33-791 (252 amino acids)
Biological process (GO): fatty acid elongation; very long-chain fatty acid biosynthetic process; sphingolipid biosynthetic process
Cellular component (GO): endoplasmic reticulum membrane
Molecular function (GO): 3-hydroxyacyl-CoA dehydratase activity
Source: RefSeq, a predicted model, not a curated record
UGCGCGGCAGGUCUCAGUGACGAGCGAUCACCAUGGCGGCGGGAGCAGCAGCAGCAGCAGCGGCGGCGGCAGCACCGGAGCACAAACGCGGCGCCAGCGAUGCAGCCACCCGGCGGAGGAGAGGCCCGGGGCCCAUCGCCACCGCCUACAUGGUCGUUUACAAUGUGGUGAUGACCGCCGGGUGGAUGGUCAUCGCAGUCGGUCUGAUUCGAGCUGGCUUGGCCAGGGGCACCUACCACGGUCUCUACUAUUCCAUUGAGAAGCCGCUGAAGUUCUUCCAGACAGGGGCACUGCUGGAGAUCCUUCAUUGUGCUGUAGGAAUUGUUCCAUCUUCCGUGGUCCUGACUGGUUUCCAGGUGAUGUCCCGUGUAUUCCUGACCUGGGCUGUGACGCACAGUGUGAAACAGGUGCAGAGCGAGGAUAGCGUGCUCCUGUUUGUCGCUGCCUGGACCCUGUCUGAGAUUGUGCGUUACUCCUUUUACACGUUCAGCCUGCUCAACCAUCUGCCCUACCCCAUCAAAUGGGCCAGGUACUCGCUGUUCAUCGGUCUCUACCCAAUGGGAGUGACAGGGGAGCUGCUGACGAUAUAUGCCGCUCUUCCACAUGUGCGGAGGAUGGGCUUGUACUCUGUCACCCUGCCGAACAAGUACAACGUCUCCUUUGACUACUACACUGUCCUGAUCAUGGUCAUGAUAUCCUACAUUCCACUUUUUCCCCAGCUCUAUUUCCACAUGCUUCGCCAGCGGAGGAAGGUCCUGGGCACGGCGGAACAGAGCAAGAAGAUCGAGUAGCCCACGCCACCUUCUGGGGGGAACAGGCGUCAGCAGAAGGGCUUUUACCUCAAAUCCUGACGGUCCCCGACUCCACGGGAUGAUCGCGCCACUUGUCUGAUAAACUCGCCCGACGCCGUUUCCCCGCGCGCCCACUUUGUGACCGAUGUCUGACGUAAAGGUGCUGUGUUCGUUGCACUAGUUGCAUGAAUUUAGAUUGUAGUCUUCUCCUGUUGGCUUCCAUGGGGGUCGAGGUGGGGGAUAGAACUUCUAGUAAUCUGCUUGUAAUCGUUGUCAUGAGGUGUCCAGGGGGAGCGACGUCUACCAGAGUUUCGAGUUCCGUGCGUCACCCUUUUCAAUAGCAUCUCUUCCCAGUUCUGUCGGGCAGAUCUUCUCCAUUCCCAGAGCCUCAGCCGGUGAAUCUCAUUGGGUUGCAAAUGGAAAUCUGGGUGACAAGAGCUCAGAACCUUUUGACUGGAUGGUACUGCUGUGGAAGAGGCCGUCGCUUGCUCCAGUACACCUCCCCUUGGUGGCAGAAGUCCCAGGGAUGAGGGAGAUGGGUAAGGGAGAUGUCCUUAAAACAUAGUCGUAGUGGAAACAGCCCCAACUUGCCCACACGGCCAACAUGUCCCAGCUACACUCGUCCCACCUGCCCGUGUUUGGCUAAUAUCCCUCCAAACCUGUCCUAUCCAUGUACCUGUCUAACUGUUUGUUAAACGAUGCCUCAACUAGGCAGCUUGUUCCGUACACCCACCACCCUUUGUGUGGGGGGGAAAAGUCACCCCUCAGAUUCUUAUUCAAUCUUUUCCCCUUCACCUUAAACCUAUGUCCUCUGGUCCUCGAUCCACCUACUCUGAGCCAGAGACUCUGUGCAUCUACACGAUCUAUUCCUCGUCUUGAAGUGAAACGAAGUAACCGCAAUGACUGCCUGGUUGAUCUCCCUUCAUGGUUUUGCACAGUUGAAUGGCGAAGUCAACCGUUGCCGAUGGUUGACCCCAGCCUGCUUGAGUUGCCAAUUCAAGUUGGACGCCACCCUGAAGUUGCCAUUUGACCCCCCCCCUUUUCCUGCUCCCUCGUCCACAGCAUCUUCCCCCGCCGAUCAAAAAGCAUCCAGGCCCUUCAAUCCCCAAUGGAUGCUCUGGGCUACACAUUUUUUUUUUAGUAACAACUGGUGUUCAAUACAUAUUAAAAAAAGAUGUUCUAAAGCCCCCAUUAGAUAACUCCAUUGACGUUCUCCUAAUGAUUUAAUUCCUGGGGACCUCCGAGCAAACCGGAAAGAUGGGCGACCCGAGGCCGCCCACAGUUUGUAUUGACCAACCUUUAUUGGAGAAAAGUUCAGAAUCUCCAUUAUAAGUCACCUGUUUUAUUUUCUCUUCUGCCCAGCGCUCUUUUUUGUCAAUGAACCGGCACCUCUUAAAAAGUUAUUUAAAAUCCGAUUUUCACUUCUUUUGAAUUUUUAAUAAUACAAAAAGAUGAAUAAAUUAAAUAAAUGUAAAAAUAAAAUAAGAUGAUUAAUAAUUAAUUUAAAAAAAAGAUUAAUGUUUAAAACCAAACUAAAAUGUAAUUACAUUUGUCAGUCAGGUUCUUAAGCAGUUUGCAUGACGAUUAUUUACCAUAGACACCAACAGCAAGGCACGAUGUGCAUACCCACACCUUUUUUUAAUCUACAAACAAAGCAUUACUUCCGCCUUUUCCCAUCUCCCAGCAAGAACUAUAUUUUGUAAAUCCGGUUCCCGUUUUUUCCCCCUUCCUAUUUUGAUGUCACCGAUGAAGAUUCACAGCAAAAUGCGACCAGUUUAGAGGAACCAGACUUAGUGGAGGAAUUUCCAACAACUUUGACCAACCCAAACCUUAACUACUCCGUUUACAAUCAAACUGCACUGAUAAAUCCUCUCUAGUUGUUCCUCUUAAAAAAAAAUACCUUGUGGGCUCUAACCUGUUAACUAAAACUUUUAACUAAAGGCAAGGCUCGUUUCAGCCAAUGCUGCACAGACUCAGUUCUUUUGUAUAUUUAGGGAUUGCUUUUUGUAAUUAAGGAUAUUUAAACUCUUAAGCGUUCCAAAAUUUGCACUUUUUUGCAUGGGAGCAUUUCUAAUGAGGUUUUUUGCAAGUAUAUCUUUGCAGAUGCGAGGGGCGGGGGGGGAUGGGAAGGAACUGACAAGGUUUCCGUGACUUGUUAGUUGUCGACCAAUUUGUUAAUCGUCUGGGAAAUGAGCAUGCUUGUCAUUGAUACUCGUUUUAUCUCCGUAACGUAAGGUUCCCUGUUGAAAGUGCAUGUUCUGUAAAACAGUGGCAAAAAUCCAUGGAUGCCGAUCCACCGGGAGCAAGACUUUGUUGCUUUAACUUCAUCCAACGGUCUUGUUAAAGUGUAGACUAGAUCCUGAGCUCUGAAGGAGGUGCUCUCGAGCAAGCUCACUCAGGCACAGAUCCGGUCAAAGGUGCUCCAGUCCAUGUUUAAUAAACUGGUGAAAUAGCAAACAAGGUCACGGGCUGUUAUUAAAGGGGCAAGACGUGGCAUCUGAAUCCUUCCGGUUGAAUAAAGACUGCGUGGCGCGGUAAAGGAGUCGUACAUCAUGGUCAGGCCAUUUUGGAGUUGGGUCGUUUACCAAUGUCAUUCAGUGGUGGGUUCCAUCGAUGCUGUCUGGUAGGUGAAGAGUCAUGGAGUUAUGCAGAGUGGAAACGCUUUCUUCGUCCCAACUUGCCCACACCGACCCAUCUACAAUAGAUAGACACAAAAAACUGCUGGAAUAACUCAGCGGGUCAGGCAGCAUCUCUGGAGAAAAGGAAUAGGCAGCAUUUCAGGUCAGCCCGUAGACUGAAGAAGGGUCUCGAUCUGAAUGGUCUACAAUUACUCCAGCUUUUUGUACCCAUCUCUACUAAUCCCAUUUGCUCGCACUUAGUCCGUAGCCUUCAAUGUAAGUGUUUUGUCUCGAUACUGAAUGCCUCCGGGCACUUAGUACUUUCGCUCAAGAAUCCGGCAUCUGCAGUUUCUUGUGUCUCCAAAAUUUAAGAAAACGGUCACACAUAUAACACAUUUACUUUUUCAAGGGAAAUGAAGUAAGUUUUUAAGUACAUUGUGUAAUAAUGUGAGGAAUGUCAGCAAAUUUGUGCACAGCUCGAUCGCACCAACGAGGGAAAUGACAAUAUUGUUUAGGUGACAUGAGAGAUUUACUUUGACGUGUAAGAGUGUAAUCAACCUGAGUUCAUUGAUAAACCUGUUCGCAUCUUA